Molecule: messenger RNA, 1955 nt
Organism: Ficedula albicollis (Collared flycatcher)
Lineage: Eukaryota; Metazoa; Chordata; Aves; Passeriformes; Muscicapidae
Gene: CYRIB
Product: family with sequence similarity 49 member B
Exons: 13
Coding region: 215-1189 (324 amino acids)
Biological process (GO): regulation of actin filament polymerization; positive regulation of T cell activation
Molecular function (GO): small GTPase binding
Source: RefSeq, a predicted model, not a curated record
CCAGAGGGAAAAGACUUAUGAACCUUUCACCACGACAGGAAGGUACCAGUUCUGGGCAGUUCAUCACCCAGUUACUGUACUAAAAAAGAUUGUGAGGACAAGCUGCUGCAUCACUGAUCUGAAGAAGGGCUUUCUCUUUUAAGACUGCAAGAAGAUACUACUAACUGACUGGAGGCCAAGAACAGAGUGCAGCACUGGCUGUAGGUUGGCUGGCAUGGGUAAUCUCAUUAAGGUGCUAACCAGGGACAUAGACCACAAUGCAGCACAUUUUUUCUUGGAUUUUGAAAAUGCCCAACCUACAGAAUCUGAAAAGGAAAUUUAUAAUCAGGUGAAUGUAGUGUUAAAGGAUGCAGAAGGAAUACUGGAAGACUUGCAGUCAUAUAGAGGAGCUGGCCAUGAAAUACGAGAGGCAAUACAGCAUCCAAAUGAUGAGAAGCUCCAAGAGAAGGCAUGGGGUGCAGUUGUUCCACUAGUAGGCAAACUAAAGAAAUUCUAUGAAUUUUCUCAAAGACUAGAGGCAGGACUGCGGGGCCUGCUGGGAGCCCUGACGAGCACUCCCUAUUCCCCUACACAACACCUGGAGCGAGAGCAGGCUCUUGCUAAGCAGUUUGCAGAAAUUCUUCACUUUACACUCCGGUUUGAUGAGCUCAAGAUGACAAAUCCUGCUAUACAGAAUGACUUCAGCUACUACAGAAGAACUCUGAGCCGUAUGAGGAUUAACAAUGUCCCAGCAGAGGGAGAAAAUGAAGUAAAUAAUGAGUUGGCAAACAGAAUGUCUUUAUUUUAUGCUGAAGCAACGCCAAUGUUGAAAACCUUAAGUGAUGCCACAACAAAGUUUGUGUCAGAGAAUAAAAAUUUACCAAUAGAGAAUACAACAGAUUGUUUAAGCACCAUGGCGAGUGUGUGCAGGGUCAUGCUGGAAACUCCGGAAUAUAGAAGCAGGUUUACAAAUGAGGAAACAGUAUCAUUCUGUCUGAGGGUAAUGGUGGGUGUCAUCAUACUCUAUGACCACGUGCAUCCAGUGGGCGCUUUUGCCAAAACUUCAAAAAUUGAUAUGAAAGGGUGCAUCAAAGUUCUUAAAGACCAGCCUCCUAACAGUGUAGAAGGCCUUCUAAAUGCUCUCAGGUACACAACAAAACAUUUGAAUGAUGAGACUACCUCCAAGCAAAUUAAAUCCAUGUUGCAAUAACAAUUACCUGGAAUUCGCACCUGCUGUAGACAGUAUUCUGCAAUGACUGAGAUGCACAGAUUUUUUUUUUUAGUGAUUGCAACUACUAUCUCGUUCAUUCUUGCUUUUAUUUUCUCUCUUCCUGUUUACUCUUUUUUUUAAUCACUUUCUUGUACCUAAGUAAGCUCAGACUUCUUUUCUGUGCCAAAUCAAUGAAAAUUAUCAAUUCUGGAAAGUAUUUCUACUUUUCAGAAUAGCCAUCCUAAGUGGCAGCUAAUUAUGCGUUGCAUUUGGAUUUCUCUGUACUGGGGAAAGAUUUGUGACUUGAACUAAAUAUUUUUAAACUUGUGGUUUUUUUCUUUUUUUGAAAAACUAAUAUUUAAUAUUGCUUCUUCUGCAUGGCAAGACUGCCUACUUCUGCUAUUUAAAAAUUCCUUGAUGACUUCAUUUUCUAUUGCAGCUUAUUUUCAUGUGCAACCAUGAGGAAACUAAAAGCAGAUUUGUUUAACUGUGUUUGUACAAAAUGGUACCCAACACAAAAGUUUUUUUAAAUGAGUAAAAACUGUUUUGUUUAAAAGUUACGUUUGCAUUUUGACUCAUUUUUGUAAGGAUGUAUGUUGUAUGUUUAACCUUUAAUAACUAACGUUAAACUGUGGUGUGUGCGUAGCAAAAUUACGUAUGCAUGUUCAUGUCAAAUGAUUGGCUGUGGAUAAGAUAAUAAAAUCAGCUUUCAUUUUUCUAAGUGUGGUUUGAUUUACCAGUAUUUUGAGUGAGAUGUCUUCGUGCC